AAACUAACAAUACUCCCUCUUGGAUUAUUCAUCUUGACCAAGAAGAUAUUCUUGAAUCUAGGAAUUCCAGUGAUAAAGAACCAGACUCAGACCACGAAUUAAAUAUUGACCUAACUGACCUUGUCUACACUGUCCCACCUUCUCCACCUCCUGUUUAUUAA
Molecule: messenger RNA, 161 nt
Organism: Cetraspora pellucida
Lineage: Eukaryota; Fungi; Glomeromycota; Glomeromycetes; Diversisporales; Gigasporaceae
Source: the annotation of a GenBank genome assembly